This is a messenger RNA of Wyeomyia smithii (pitcher-plant mosquito), 2227 nucleotides long. RefSeq lists its product as uncharacterized. Gene Ontology annotation, cellular component: extracellular region. The transcript is spliced from 3 exons. Bases 993 to 1925 code for a protein of 310 amino acids. Lineage: Eukaryota; Metazoa; Arthropoda; Insecta; Diptera; Culicidae. The record is from RefSeq and is a predicted model, not a curated record. Gene Ontology annotation, molecular function: chitin binding.
UUUUGGCGAUAGUCAGCAUCAUCCUUCCGAAGGAUCGUCCGACGAAGUAAAGUGCAGUGCAUGUGCAUGUGGGCAGAAAUGCAACGGGCGAAUGUAGAUUUCAAUUGCGAUCGCAAGCAUCAAGUGAACCAGAAAUGAAAAAGUAAAAACAGCAUGCUUUCGUUCAAGUCAUAUUAUAUGUGGAUAGCAGCACAGCAAAGGCAUAAUUAGCGUGAGGAACAUCACGAGUGCGCCGGAGAUUCGCGUUUGGAACAACAAAAACUAACACUAGUGGGAAAACACUGAAGAAGUGGCUGCUGCGGUGCUUAAUUUCAUGCAUCUCGCGUUGGUUGCACACAGCCGCUGGUUCAUGUUUAUGCCGAAAGCGCAGCAAAAGUGAAUUUUUCAUUUUUUUCCGCCCAACUGCAACCGGGGGGCUCCAAUUGUAUGUAGUUUGUUUGUUCGUCUCGGAUCGGUUUCGUUUCGUUUCGUCGUGGGGUCUUAAGCUGCCGCGCCAUUCAAGUGCAGGCAAGCAAGUAAGCAAACGGGGGCGCUUCGGUACACUGGGCCCAGAAAGCAACAGACUUCAUUCGUCAGUCGGUACCAAACCGUCUCGGUAGUUGGAUCAGAUCGAGAGUGAAUGUGAUCGAAAGUGCUGCUGCUGCUGUGAAAAUAAAAGUUUAUGUAAGGCUGCUUCUUUUUUGACUGCAAUUCGCGAGCGCAAAAAUCGCCAGACGUGAAAAGCGGAGUGAUAGAUCGGUUCGAUCGAUUGACAGGAAAACAGUACGGUUUACGCUUGCUGAAGAAGAAAAGUUUUUUUUUCUGUUGGUUUCUUCCGAAAAGAAGCAACAGUGUCGAAUCUGUCAGUGAACUAAAACCACCCACCCACUGGAACUGGGAGGAUACAAGCUUCUUGCGCAGGUGUGAAAUUCCAGCUAGUUUCUUGCCGCUCGUCAGCUGAUUUUGUAUUUGCAAGUGAACCAAGAAAGAUCGGAGGAGCUUCAGCUUGCAAGAUGCGAUUUUUACCGCAAAUAUUGUGCGGCAUCGCAAUGGUUUGCCUCGUAUCGGGUCAGCAGUUCAAGUCACUGCAGGCGACCAGUGUGCGCAGCUCGGAGGAAAACAUCAGUGACGUAUCGCCGGCUGCCAGUGGAAAUGUGGCGUACCGUGCGAGGCCAUCGUACGCAGCCCAGUACAGCUCCGAGGAGGAAGAAGAGGAACCCCAGCAGGUGUACAACCGACGCCACCAAGACAAUAAAAAGGGGAAAAAACCCUCCUACUCUAGUGAAGAGUUGGAAGUCGAAGAAGAACCCGACCGUUUAUCGCUGCUGCUGGAAAAAUCUGACUUCCACUGCACGGGUCGCACCACUGGCUAUUAUGCCGACGAAAGUCUAGGCUGUGAGGUGUUCCACUAUUGUCAGGAGAACCAAAAGCACUCGUGGAUUUGUCCGGAAGGGUUCACCUUCCACCAGGUCCAUCUGAUCUGUAUGCCUCCAUCCAGCGAUAACAUCUGCGAGCAAUCCUCCAAGUACCACUUUGUCAAUGACUAUCUCUACAAACCGAUUAAUAUGGAGGAACAUAUGACGAAACCAAACGUCACUCUCAGAUAUUCGGAACGCUACUAUCCGGAGAACUUCUACGUGGACGAGCGUCACUACGACUACGAUCGCCAGCAGCGUCACCACGAGGAACGCCGCCAGCCAGUGCAGCAGUCCAAACAACAGUCAUAUCAGGCCCCCCAGCAGCAAACCGUUCGCAAACAGCCAACCUACAACAGUCCGACGACACCUUCCUAUCGGAUAGUGUCUUCGCCGAGUCCCACCCAUCAGAGUGCGUUCCGCAAUCCGGAGGAAAUCAACAUUUCGCUCCAGCAGAGAAGGCCUUCCUACGCACCCACCACCCAGCGCUACGAGGAGGACGAUGAGUACGGUAGCUACGAGCGGAAGUAGAGCGGGGGACGUGUUAAGAUUUAAGGUUUGCUGUCUAGUGUAGGUUGUAAGUUCGAAGAGCAAAGUAUGAGUUCUUUUGCCAUUACCAGUGACACUUUCACUCUAGCUCUCUCGUAAGCGAAUUUGUUUGCUUUUAUGUUUUCGUUGUUUUUCGCAAUCGCCUAGACGUUCUACUACAACUCUGCGUCCCGCAGAGGCUCUGUUAUCGUAAGAUACUGUCAUGGGACUAAUACUUGUUGUAAUGUUUCCGCAUGUAGUAUGUAAUGAUGAUUGAAUAAAAUUUUAAUUUUAUUAUUUAUUCA